AUGAGUGAGGUGGAAGAUGAGGCAAUGAAGCUGCGAGUCAAACUAAAGCUGCCGCGCUCCAUAUCCAUGUCCUCCGUAAUUGAGGAGGCGCACAAGCAGUUGCUGAUUGGUGCACGGGGUGGUGCCGCUGUUAAGGAACUACUUAGCACGGCUCCUAAUAUUGAGGUGGCUAUUCAAGACUUUCAGGCAGCUCACGGUAUUGCAGAGGCGCACGCGCAGCUCUUUAUGCGCAAGCGAGAGAGCAAGCGAAAGGAAACACCUACGAAAUUUGCUCCCGUGGUGCAACUGCUAGAUUUGUUGCACGUACAACGUUCCAGUACGUACCAGUCGCUCCUCGAGGAAAUGAAGAAAGAGAUGUUGCUUCGCAUUGCAGAAUUACCCCAGAGCGAGCUGCCUCGAGUGCUGGAGCAAACAUUUCCGUAUAUUGAGUUUCGAGAGUUGCGAGCCAUCCCCAUCGCUGUUUUGGCUAGACAAGACGACACACCAGAGCUGUAUUUACGCGAGCUGACGGAAAAUCGUCGAAUUCUUGCAGAAUUGCCUGUUCAUGUGAGGAGGAAGAUAUUGCGGGUGGAUAGGAGAGAGCUUCAGCUUCUUGUGGAGAAGUGUACGUGUGAAUAUGUAAACGAGCAGCUGGAGUGGUAUCUUCAUCAUCCAAAUUUGAAAUCUGCGACAACACGAUCAUUGUCGAGAAAAAGCAGCAGCAACGGUGUGCAUCUAACAAAUCAGAGCAGAAAGCGUAGUUUGGAUGACUCAAAUGGUGGUAGUUUAUGGGACGUCUCAAGUCAUGUGCCAUCUUCGGCUGAUGUCGCUACUUCGUCAUCGUCAGGGUCUGGGUACAGUGUAGAGCGACGUCCGUCAUAUUUCCCGGACGACCGCCGACGAAAUAAUCCGGCCUUGACGAAGUUAGUAGAAUUACUAGGCGAUUCAGAGUCGCUAUACCUUUCCACCCUGGAGAUUUGGCGUGGUUAUGUAGUGGCUGCAACCAUACCUGGUGCAACAUGCAACCACCCAAAAGAAUAUGUGGACUACGUAUCGCUUCUUGGUGCUAUGCGCAGUGAUCUUGCCAAUCUUCAGCGUGACAAGACAACGCCUUUACUGCGAACCGACCCUCUUCACAAAUUUAUUUGGUUUCUGGAUCGUGCUGUAAAAAAUCAGACAUUAGAAAUUGCCCAGCUUCACGAGUUGUUAGGAUUCAUUGGACGACUUCGUACGUCGGAUCUGCCACCCAACAAAAAAUUUCGCAAGAAAAGUGGUGUUGAGGAGGAAGAAGAAAGUUUUGAGGUUGUUCUAGGGCCACCACCCGUCGAUGAGCUUUUGGUGGUGCUCGACAAAAUUGCAAGGAUCGAUGCUCGCUUGAUUUUUGCAGAGCCCGUGCCUGAUGACGUGCCAAAGUAUCGAGAUAUUAUCAAGAAUCCAAUGGAUUUGUCAACAAUGCGAAAAAAGGCCAAGCGCGGCAAGUACAAAACAUUGGACUCUUUUGUGACGGACUUCAAUCUUAUGAUCAGAAAUUGUAUGACUUUCAAUCCGGAUACGACUAUUUUUUACAAAGAAGGAAAGCGCAUCGGAAAGAGAGGAAACGAGAUCAUCGAAAAAAACGCUGCAGCUUUGCGGGGGGAACCUCAACGUAUUCGUUCAAAAAAGCGCCGUAAGGCAGGGAGUGGACCCACUAGUGAAGCUCUAAGCAUGCUUACUAGCUCUGGAAUUGUAAAUAUUAAGGACUUUGGUGAUGUAGAUCAGUCUGGUAUGAUUCCUGAAGGUAUGUGCGACGAAAUGCUAGCGGAUGUGGCACUAGUUCUAUCAGACCCGCCUGUGAGGCAGCUCAUUUGUGAUGCUCUUAUAAAGAAUCUAGUGGUUUGCUGGCAGAAAAAAGAGCUUCCAACGGACAAUUUAAUAAGUCGUGCUCUUGUGCAACUUCUUCAAAUUGGAAAUCCAUCUAGUGUGCGUCGAAUGAUUAGGAAGCAAGAUUUUGUUCUCCGAGCUCCACAGGUUGUAACAAUGCGCGUUGUGCUACCACAUUUGCUGCGCAUAAUGUUGACCUUUCGUGUGUAUUACGCAUUCCCGGCUGGGCCGUACGAUGAUUUCACGAAAGCAGAAAAAGACAUCAUCAGCGCCAAGUUAUGGGACACCGUGCUGCAUGCGAGCUCAGCUAUUCGAGCCUUGGCCAAGUCAUUUACCGUGCAAUGUUUAGUAGACAGUCAGAUUGGUGCGGCAUCGCGACUGCUGCACCAUUUACUUUUGGCUGAAGAGGAAGCUCUUCUUCGUGAUCGUGUUUUUCUUCACGCUGUCGCCGAAGUGCUUCUAGAACAGGUGAAAGCAGUUACAGCGAACACUGCCUGCACAAACAGCAGAGAUUUGAUGUCGAGUUAUGCUGAAAAUGGUGAGGUGAUGACGACAUUGUGUGAGCAGUUACAAGCUUUGCCCAUAUGGACGCAAAUUUUCGACAGUUUCUUUGUGGAUGUCCUCGGCCAGCGUAUUCGAGCCGCUAAAGAGGCCACUGGUUCUGUUGUGCAAUUUGCGGACGGUGCACUUGAAUCAGUAAAACAAGAGGAAGAACAAUCUGAAGCAUCGCCGAAAAAGCGCAAGCGGCAAGGUGUUGUAGAAGGUUUUCCAACUGCAGUAUUCCACGAAAAAACACUGGUAGUUUUGUCAUCUCUUUAUGCUUUGGUUGAAAAAGGAAGUUCUGCAGCUGGGAGUGAGGCGAUGAUUACUGCUUAUCUGAAAAAAACAUUGGGCGUUUUGCGUAUCAAUUGUUCGUCCUUAACAGAAUUCCAGGCUCUCUGGACGAGUCCUAUAUUUUCUAGCUGCCGUCAGCUUUACGAGCUAAUGUUAAGCAAGUCGUCUCUUGUGCAGACAGAAUUCUUUUCGGUUUUAUCGUCCGAUGUCAAUGCCAAUGCUGGGCAGAUGGUUGAGAGAUCAACUCAGCCUACGACUGCUGAUUCAAAAGUUGCAACAAUUAUGGCUGUGAAGUCGGAUGAUAAAAUUCAGACAGGAGCCGAAGCGGUUGUGGUAGCAGGUAAUGCUGUUAAUUUAGACGCUCAUGCUGAAGACGCGAAGAGCAAGGCUGAAAACUCUUUUAUGCCUGAAAAGCAUUUAAGUUCGUCAGAAGCUGAUGGCGAAAACAGAUUAAACGACGCCGUUGAGGCUGCUGCUGCCAACAAGGCGUAUGAAGACCUUGCAAUGACGGACUCAGAGGCCGUUUAUAAAAUUUCCACAAAUGAUUCCGAGAAGGAAGAUAGCGCAGAGAACGCUGAUACAAUACCUGAAGUGGUAAAGCCCGCUUCGUCAGCGGUAGGCAACAUUACUGUCGAUUCAACCGAUACGCCUGAAAGCAUGUCGAUUGAUGCACCUUUAAAGAUGGCAAUAACGACAGAAUUGGAUACCCAAUCUACGGCUGCAGUGACUUUGCAAGAAAGCACCGAUGCGUUUGGUAAGAUUGAAUGCUCAUCCGGGAAAAACGACACAACAACCCAAGAUGCUGCAAAGCCGACUUUAGAAAAGGAUACUGAUGUAGGAAAAGAAUCCCCAGCAAUUGUAUUAGAAGAGGAACAGGACAAUGUUAGGAUGCCAUGA
This is a messenger RNA of Plasmopara halstedii, 3570 nucleotides long. RefSeq names its product irf-2-binding protein celtix-1. The transcript has a single exon. Gene Ontology annotation, cellular component: nucleus. The coding region runs from base 1 to 3570 and encodes 1189 amino acids. NCBI's taxonomy places the organism in Eukaryota, Oomycota, Peronosporomycetes, Peronosporales, Peronosporaceae. Gene Ontology annotation, biological process: negative regulation of DNA-templated transcription. The record is from RefSeq and is a predicted model, not a curated record. Gene Ontology annotation, molecular function: protein binding.